This is a messenger RNA of Peronospora matthiolae, 1194 nucleotides long. The record is from the annotation of a GenBank genome assembly. Lineage: Eukaryota; Oomycota; Peronosporomycetes; Peronosporales; Peronosporaceae.
AUGGUAAACAAGUCCCUGCAGUGCGCGAACAAGGCCGCUGAGAGCGCGUCUGCACGAAUCUGUGCGGACGCCGAAGCAGAAACCGCUGCAACUGAUGUCUCAUCGGUUGCUGAAGCGUCUCAGUCUGUAUCACCUGGUGAUGCAGACGCUCGUCAUAAAGACACUCACGUCUUCACAGAGUAUGAGCUCGGUGUCUCAUACUCUCCUGAUACGGAAGAGGGAUCUGUAUCGAAGGCGACCGAAUCCAAUCCGCCUGCCAAGCGUGGCAUGGAUGAUGCUGUGCGUCGCAGCAUCGUUGGUUCAUCUGAUGAAUCAGAUGAACCAUCGCCGAAGCGAAGGCGUUCGAGAUCGCAAGACUCGGGCGCUCACAGUGGUGUCGGGUCUCCUAUUGACACCACUUCGCAACGAGGUGCCAGUACUUCUGUCAGCACGUCGCAAGAAGAGCGGGACCGCAGUGUUUUGCGUCUCGCUCCCAAGAAGAAGGCAUGGAUGCCUCCCAAAUCUGUCAUGGAUCACUUGUCGGCGACGACGAGUGAUCGUUAUCGAACACGAUUGUUCAAUUCAUCAAGAAUCCAUCACCUUGACCCCAGUGCGAGAGACAAUCACGCUGAGAAUGAAUUCUUUAUCGAUGCUUUCUUUAAACAUCGAUGGUACAGUGGGAAUCACAAACGUGAUGGUCCCUCACUGCUUCAAGCAUGGAACGCUUACAUCCAUAACCUUGAGGAUGUAGGUCGUGACGUUUGGAACGACAAACUUAUCACAGCUCGUGAUAAGUUUGAGAAAAGAACCUCGACAGGUGGACGGUAUAAGCUGCAUCGUCUGUCAAAGGAGGGUGGUUUACCCUGUCUUUCCUGGGGAGACCCGUGCCCAUGUUGUGUGAACAACUCUGCACGAGCACCUAAGGAGGCUUACCUCCCUAAUAGCCCGUGGUGGCGCGUACGUAUCUACAGUGAGAUGUACGAAGGGAUUGACAACCUGAAAUCCUUUACGACCGUGCCGGGAAGACUUUCUCCGGCGGUCCUUCUGCGGCACAGGAUGUGCCGCGUCGUACUGCUCAUCCAGACCCAGUACGUCAAUCAUCAGUUGGGAGCGGGGCUCCCAAGAAGCCCAGGACGGGGGAUAGCCGCGCCACCGGACGAGAUAACUCGUCCGACGUCCGUUCACGUCGCGGUGGUUCAACAGCUGCUCAACUAG